AGCUUUCUUUGGAAAUCACGAGAUGUCUUCCAUUGAUGGCGAGGCCGACGUUGUCGCGGGCGAAGAGCCAGAAUACGAAGAGAAGCUGGACGAGCAGCCGAAGAGCAUCUUGAUGGCCAUGAUUCGUCAGCUGAAAACGGGGAUGGACCUCUCGCGCGUCACUCUUCCGACUUUCAUCCUUGAACCUAGAUCCUUCCUCGAGAAAUGCUCAGACUUCAUGGCUCACGGGAGAUUAAUUCAAGACAUUGCUACAACAUCUGACCCCCUUGAGCGCUUUCUCACCGUUACUCGAUGGUAUCUGUGUGGUUGGCAUUUCAAGCCACCGGGUGUGAAAAAGCCGUACAAUCCGAUCCUCGGAGAAGUGUUUCACUGCAAAUGGGAUUAUGGUGACGGUGGAACAACUUAUUACCUCGCGGAGCAGGUUUCUCAUCAUCCGCCUAUCUCGGCGUUCCAUUUCGUUAACAGAAAGGCUGGAUGGAUACUGAAUGCAGCGAUUAAUCCCAAGAGCAAAUUCUUGGGCAACAGUGCUGCUUCUAUCAUGGACGGACAAGCUUCACUGCAUAUUCUGGCACUCGGCGAAACCUACACGUUCAAUUUUCCUUCUUAUUACGUUCGAGGGCUCUUGAUUGGUGUCAUGCGCAUGGAGAUCGCGGGGGAUGUUCAAAUUUCUUGCAAGGAAACGGGUUUUCAAUGGACCGCUUCGUUCACGAACAGGGGUUAUUUCAAGGGAGAAAACAAUUCAGUGAGCGGCAAAGUCACAAGGAUCGGCAGCAAAGACACAAUCUGCAAAAUCGACGGUCGUUGGGAUCGUGUGAUCAAGAUUACAGAUAAGAAGACGGGUGCGUCAAAUGUUUUCUUGGAUGUUGAAGCUGAGAAGCAGAAGAGCUUCAUGCCUCUGAACGUCGACCCUGAAGACAAGCAGAAGUACUACGAGUCUCGCAGAGUGUGGAGUCAAGUCACGAGAGGCUUGAAGACUCAAAAUCUCGACUUUGCCACGGAGCACAAGACGAAACUCGAGGACGGACAGCGUGCGGGCAAGAAGGAGAGGGACGAGCGCGGCCAAGCGUGGCAGACCAAGCUGUUCGAGAAGGUCGUCCCCAACGACCCGCUCUCAUGGCGCUGCAAGAUCUGCAAGUUCACAGCCUACAACCCCAACGACCCGGAGGAGGAGAAGUUCGGAGCUCAGCUGAAGGCGCUUGCUGACUCUGGUGAACUCGCCGUGGGCACGGAGUUGAUGGCCACCCUCAAGGGCUCCAGCAGUUGAGCAGUGGCGAUUCAUCCCGCAGUUGAUAACCCGAGGACGAUGAAGGAGCCUCGCUCACUAGACGAGAGAUGCUAGACGAGUCGCACGCUUCAUCCGCGUGCUUCGAUCGCUUGACUUGUUAAAAUUCGAACCUUUUCAUUUC
This is a messenger RNA of Guillardia theta CCMP2712, 1406 nucleotides long. RefSeq lists its product as hypothetical. Gene Ontology annotation, molecular function: sterol binding. The transcript is spliced from 9 exons. Gene Ontology annotation, cellular component: intracellular membrane-bounded organelle; cytosol; membrane. NCBI's taxonomy places the organism in Eukaryota, Cryptophyceae, Pyrenomonadales, Geminigeraceae. Bases 23 to 1264 code for a protein of 413 amino acids. The record is from RefSeq and is a predicted model, not a curated record.